GUGCUUUUUACGAUUCACGACUGUCUCAGUCGGCUUUAAUCUUCUAUACAAUUAAUUUACCCAUCCCAACUACAACCAUGCUAUUACACAGAGCUUUACGGCGGCUCGCGGCCCCCUCGGCACUAUUAUCAGCACCUCUAAAACGGUUAAACUUGCCUAUACGCACACAAUUCCUCUCAGUAUCAGCUUCGACCUCGUCCGGCGAACCGUCAAUCCCCUCCGAACCUAUUCGUCCCGAACUCAAGGACCCCGUCUCCUCCACUACGCAAACAGAGCAAACAGAACAAGCAGAACAAGCAGCACCAAAGAAACCAGGGAAAUUGCCGUACUUCGUCGCCAGGAAUAACCUCAAUAAUCUUGGCGUGUAUCAUAGGAAUAAGCGUGGUGGAAAUCUGAAGGUCACGCUGGUGAAGAAUGGAGAAGGAGAUUUAAUGGCUUUGAAAAGAGACCUCCAGGAGGCACUGCAGCUCAAAGAUAAUGAAAUAGCUUUCAAUAGCAUUACUGGGCACAUUGUCAUAAGGGGUCAUGUGAAGUUGCAAGUUUUCAACUUCCUCUAUAGUAUGGGUUUUUAAGGGUGGCGAGAGAGUAGCGACGAUAUUUUCACGGCCACAUGAAGCCUACCUAUUACUAUUACCCGAGGAAGUAAGGUGAAGUAACCAUGGAGGAGCUUGUAUGAGUAUAUAAGCGGGGAGAAGAGCCAGGCAGGCAGACAGAAGUCUGUC
Molecule: messenger RNA, 722 nt
Organism: Daldinia vernicosa
Lineage: Eukaryota; Fungi; Ascomycota; Sordariomycetes; Xylariales; Hypoxylaceae
Product: mitochondrial large subunit ribosomal protein-domain-containing protein
Exons: 2
Coding region: 78-572 (164 amino acids)
Biological process (GO): translation
Cellular component (GO): ribosome; mitochondrial large ribosomal subunit
Molecular function (GO): structural constituent of ribosome
Source: RefSeq, a predicted model, not a curated record